UUCUUUGUGUUUUAACGACGUGCAGAGACAACUAUAAUUAAAGGUGCUUUCACUCUUGGUUCCAUUGCUUGGUCAGUUGAUCCUCUUGUAUUCUAUUCACACUAUUUUGUGAGUCAGAUCCUCAGUAUGCUUGCGUCAUCAAAUUGGCAGCUGUUUACCCUUGAUAAUGCAGGGCAAGACAGCAAAAUAGAAAGGUUUGCUCGCCUCACUUUUAUACUUUGGUCUAUCUGCCGCAAAGAUUCCAGAGAAUGCGGAAGUCGGCUUCUGCUGAGGCGAGCGGAAAUUAUAAAUAAUAAACCUUUAUCUCUCUGCUUGCAGUGCAUCAAUCCUACUUGUCAAGAAAGUGAGUGACCUCACACUGACACAAUUUGACCAAUCAUGCGUCAUCAAUAGCAGCUCACUUCUAUGAUUUAGAACAAUAGCAUUCAUAUCAGCAGUAAACCCUACCGGAGUACCCCAGACCACCUUUUUAAGUGGAGUCUGUCAUGGUUUACAGGUGUGCACCCGAGUUCUGAAAACAGUGUUCACAUUAUCCAAACAAACCAUAUUCUGACGUCAAGUAUGCACCAAAAGUUUGAAAGCACCAAAGUCAUUUGAUAGUUGUCCUUCCUCCUCUUCUCCAGAAUUUGAUCAUCAUUUGAAAAAUUAUUGCUGCCGUGCUCACUAUAAAUUCUGUUAAUUUAAAUUCUGUUCACUACUUGUACCCCAGACAGUAAUAGCGCAAUAAUUGCAUGAGGCAAAUAGUGCUCACUUUUGGGAAUAAAAGCAGUGGGGUAGAGAGGUUCUAUUUUUUCUGUUAGUGCAGAAAUCACAUACUUCACCUUAAUUCUUAAUUCUAAAAAUAUUUAUGAAUAUAUAAAUAUAUAAAUGUAAUGUAAUAUAUAAUGAAUUUACAGUACGGUAUCAUCAUCAUAGAGUCUACAUUUCAAUUUAGGUUUCAUGCUCUAAUUGCAUAAAUGAUCUCAUGCUUUCAGAUAGCUACACUGGAAAAGGAAAAAGUGCUGGAGGAGCUACAAAAGGUCAAGCAAACCAAAAUGCAAGUAAUCAACGAAAGAACUCUGGAAUAUGCUACCAAGAAAACAGAAAAUUCGGUUCCACUCCAGAAUUCAAAUGCGUUUGAAAUACACACAAAUCAAGUAAUGGUUGGUAACAGUCAGAGUGACAUCACUGACCCUAUACUCAGGAAAAGCUCAGGCAGGUCUGGUAAAAGCCAGACUGUUUCAUUCAAUAUCAAUGAUUCUGAGUCCUCCAUCAAUCUUGCUUCUGACUCGCCUAUAACAAGUAAAUCGAAAGGGCUGAAAAUGGAGUCUUCUUCCAAUAAAAUUCAAGGUCUCAGAGGACGGAUAAGUAUUAAAAAGUUAAUCAAAACAAAAAUAAUUUCUCAGGAAAUUGCACUCAAGUUGCAAACAGGCCUCAUCACUAUGGAGGAGAUAGAAGCAUCACUUGCUCAAUUUGUUGGUAAACCAUCCUCAAUUGCAGGUGUUUAUAUGGAGUCUAGCAAGAAAAAGCUGUCCUUCCUUGAUGCUGUUGCAGGAGGAUUCAUAUCUAAAACCUAUGCCGUUGAGUUUUUGGAAGCGCAAGCUGCCACAGGAUACAUUAUUGAUCCUGUGACAGGCGAAGGUUACUCUCCUUCAGAUGCUUUUGAGAAAGGUAUCAUUACUGAGGAUCUCAAGGACAAAAUAAGUGAUGCUUACAAAGCAGUCAGUGGCUAUACUCAUGCUGGGAAGAUUCUAUCAGUGUUUCAGGCUAUGGAGGAGAGAAUUCUUGAUAGACACAGAGGGAAAGCAAUAAUGGAAACUCAGAUCGCCACUGGAGGUUUGAUUCAUCCGUUAAUUGGAAGUAGGUUACCCAUGGAUUGUGCACUAGAGCAGGGGCUCAUAAAUCAAGCCACCCUUCAAAGUCUCUAUGACCCAGUCAGUAACCCAAAAGAUUUUCACUAUCCAGAAACAGGGCAGAAGGCAUACUACAGCGAACUGCUCCGAAUCUGUGUAUAUGAUAUCAACGGUGGAGUAUAUCUUCUUCCUUUUGGUGACCAGCAUCUCUUCACCCUCUCACCUUCCAGCAAACACAGAAUAUCGGUCAUCAACACUUCUAAUGGUGCGAAAAUGUCAGCCUAUGAAGCAUAUAAGACUGGUCACAUUGACAAGAGAACUUACCUGUUUCUCUCUCAACAAGAGAGCGAAUGGCAUGAGAUAACAAUCAUGGACUCAAGUAGGAAUCUUUUACACAUCCUAACAGACCAUAAGAGUGGGCGGCAGAUUUGCAUUGAAAACGCUCUUAGUCUGAAAAUUCUCCAAGCAGAAGAGCUCAGUAGCUACCGAAGUGGUCAGCUCAGCAUUUCCGAGUUUGCUGAUCUUUUGAUUUCUAGAAGAGUUGCCUUUAAAGUUUCAAACAGUCCUGUUGCAGGACUCUGGGAUGUUUCUUUGAAGAAACGACUCCCAGUUUUCAAAGGACACCAGCAGAACCUUGUGGACCGACUCACCGCAUUGAGGUUGCUAGAAGCCCAGGCUUGCACUGGAGGCAUCUGUGAUCCAGCGUCUGGAGAAAGGGUUCUGAUUACAGAAGCACAGCAUCGAGGACUCUUAGAUGAAGGUUUUGCCAGACAGAUCCAGCAAUGUGAGCAAGCCUACUAUGGUAUCAUUCACCCUCAAAAUGGAAAGACUUUGACUGUGGCUCAGGCAAUGCAAGAGAACCUUUUCCCAAAAGAUGUUGCAGUGAGGUGUCUUGAGUUUCAACUGGCAACAGGUGGGCUCAUAAACCCAGAGAGCCAAGAGAGAGUCUCAUUGGAGGAUGCCAUACAGAAUUGCUUGAUCGACAAAGCAACUGCUGCACAUCUUCAACAUGAAAAUUCCCAUUCGAAAUGUAUCACUUGCCCCAAAACCAAAAGAAAAAUGUCUUUCAACGAAGCUCUAGAAAAGAGUGUCUUUGACAGCCACACUGGGUUUGUCCUUCUUGAAGUAACAAAGCCCCAUAGUACUGGCAAUACUUCAUCUUUCCAAUACUUCUGGACCUAUCGGCACUUCUGAUGUGCUUCUGGACAUCUAAAAUCAGGCCGUUUUUUUGGUGAAUGUUUUGUAUAUGGCAGAAAAAGCAAUUGACAUACCUAGUAUAUUUGCAACACUUUAUGAUGGAGCAUUAUCCAAUAUAGAAAAAUAUAUAUUUUUUAUCCUGAAAAAAUACCAUAAUGGUCAAAAUGGUGAAAAUGGCAGUCUUUAGAAAAUAUGGGAUUUUUUUUUCUACUGUAAGAUAUUGUUUAAAAAUGUCUCAUAUCUUAUGUGAUCCAUUUUUUCUUUUUGAUGGCAUUUUUUAUUUAUUUCCAAGCAUGCUUCCCUGUAAAAUGGCUGGGAGCUUUAUAGACCUGCUAAUUCCUUAUUGUAUAUUGCAUUAAAACACAGGAUUUAUUGCGCUAAUAAUGAAUGUUUUACAUUGUUUUUUUAAUCGACCCUACAAUUUCUUUUCAAUGAUUUUAGAG
Messenger RNA from Megalobrama amblycephala (Wuchang bream), 3472 nucleotides. Its product is annotated as plectin-like. The coding region runs from base 957 to 3026 and encodes 689 amino acids. The record is from RefSeq and is a predicted model, not a curated record. Gene Ontology annotation, molecular function: structural molecule activity. The transcript has a single exon. Gene Ontology annotation, biological process: intermediate filament cytoskeleton organization; wound healing; cell-cell adhesion. Lineage: Eukaryota; Metazoa; Chordata; Actinopteri; Cypriniformes; Xenocyprididae. Gene Ontology annotation, cellular component: cytoskeleton; plasma membrane; cytoplasm.